AUGAGUGUCAGACCAGAUGCUAAUUUCAAGCCGAUCCAGGAUAUGGGUCCUGCAGGAGGCUGGGCCAAGACUCCUCUUGAACUCUCAAGAGGACGACGUGGACCCAAAGGCUGGCAACUGUUUCUAGGAACCUCAGUUGCAAUCUUCUGGGGCUUCUCCCGUGUGGGUGCUGGAAACAAGAAAAGGAGUGAGCAAAAGCUUUUUGAGCGACAAGAGCGAUAUGCACUUGCUCCUCUACUUCAAAACGAGGCCGACCGCGAAUAUCUUUUGAGGGAGAAGAAACUCCAAGCUCAAGAGGAAAAUAUCAUGAGCCAGGUUCCAGGAUGGAAGGUUGGUGAAUCUCAAUACCAUGGUUCACGAUGGACCCCUGCCCAUGUUAUGGAUUCCAACAAGAGCAAUAUCAAGAAGUAA
Molecule: messenger RNA, 411 nt
Organism: Cylindrotheca closterium
Lineage: Eukaryota; Bacillariophyta; Bacillariophyceae; Bacillariales; Bacillariaceae
Source: the annotation of a GenBank genome assembly